This is a messenger RNA of Capsella rubella, 1089 nucleotides long. Its product is annotated as dehydrodolichyl diphosphate synthase 3. Gene Ontology annotation, biological process: polyprenol biosynthetic process; plastid membrane organization; response to cold. Bases 27 to 938 code for a protein of 303 amino acids. Lineage: Eukaryota; Viridiplantae; Streptophyta; Magnoliopsida; Brassicales; Brassicaceae. The transcript has 4 exons. The record is from RefSeq and is a predicted model, not a curated record. Gene Ontology annotation, cellular component: chloroplast stroma.
CAAUAAAGUAAAGCGAAAGCUCAACAAUGUUGUCUCUUCUCUCCUCUCUUUUAUCUCUCCUCUUUGUGUUUCUCAUCUCUUUUUUCAUCAUCAUCACAAGCCGUUGUAGCUUCUCUCUUUCCUUGCUAAAUCUCCUUGGAUUCAUAAAAUUUACAGCUUUGAAGGACGAUGAUGACAACUACAAACGUGACGAGGGAACUUAUGUGGUCAGAGAAGAGGAGCUACAAAGAGAGCUGAUGCCGAAACAUGUGGCAGUGAUAAUGGACGGAAACCGGAGAUGGGCCAAAAGGGCCGGAUUGCUGACGUCGCAAGGCCAUGAGGCCGGAGCUAAACGGCUUAUACAGUUCUCCGAACUCUGCUUCAAAUUGGGGAUUCAUACAGUCUCAGCUUUUGCUUUCUCCACAGAGAAUUGGGGCAGACACAAGGUUGAGGUUAAGUGCUUAAUGUCUUUGAUCCAACAUUACCUCAAGUCCAAGAUCCAAUAUUUCCAACGAGAGGAAACUCGAGUUUCUGUUAUUGGGAAUCUAACGAAGAUUCCUGAAUCUCUACGCCGAACAAUCCAUGAGAUAGAGGCAGCUACGAAAAGCUACAAGAAAAAACACCUGAUCUUGGCAAUAGAUUACAGCGGGAGAUUAGACAUCUUGCGAGCUUGUAAGAGCAUUGUGAAGAAAUCAGAAAAAGGGUUGAUCCAAGAAGAAGAUGUAGACGAGGCAUUGAUCGAGAGAGAGCUUCUGACAGAUUGUACUGAGUUCUCAAGUCCUGAUCUACUGAUUAGGACAAGUGGUGAACAGAGGAUUAGUAACUUCUUCUUGUGGCAGCUCGCUUAUACCGAGCUCUUCUUCUCACCAGUCCUUUGGCCUGAUUUUGAUAAGGAUAAGCUUGUAGAGGCCUUGGCUUCAUUUCAGCGCAGGGAAAGACGAUUUGGCUGUCAAAUUUGAUCCACAGUUGGUCCACUGUUCCACUAUGUUCAUCUGAUAUUUCAACCAAAAUACUUGCUAUAGUUUCAGAGAUCAUUGUACUUUCAUAACUUUGUGUAGGUAAAUUUAAAAUUUGCAAAUAAAAUCAGCCACGGGUUUCGUGUUCUUGCUU